Molecule: messenger RNA, 1836 nt
Organism: Aspergillus calidoustus
Lineage: Eukaryota; Fungi; Ascomycota; Eurotiomycetes; Eurotiales; Aspergillaceae
Source: the annotation of a GenBank genome assembly
AUGCCGGCCGCCGUUGACACUGCAAAAUCGAUCUCGAAGAAGCGCAAGAGAAAGCACGGUGGAAACGCCCGCGAAGCGACUGAGAACGGCGAUGUCUCCUCACCAAAGCCGGCUGCCAAAAGCGAAGCCGUGACCGAGACAACGAAGAAAAAGGAUCUCAAGCUGGCUGAGAAAGCUAUAAAAGAGGAGGCGCAGAAGAAGCGGAAGGUGAGCCACUCGCCUAGCGAUGAGGGGAGCGGUGAUGAGGAGGAGGAGAAGGAGGAGGAACCGACAGCUGCCCCGGAGGAGAAGGACGACGAUGAUGAAGAUGUUGAAGAGGUAGAGGAUAAAGUGCCAGAUCUUCCUUCCAUGGACGCGGUUAGCCUGCCGCAGCCAGACGGUGGCCCGAAGAAGUUUACGGAGCUGAAUCUGUCCGAGAAAACGCUUCAGGGUAUCAAGGAGAUGGGAUUCGAGACUAUGACUGAGAUUCAGCAACGGACGAUUCCUCCCCUCCUUGCCGGCCGGGAUGUUCUUGGUGCUGCGAAGACCGGAUCGGGAAAGACGUUGGCAUUUUUGAUUCCCGCCAUCGAGAUGCUCAGUGCUCUGCGCUUCAAGCCUAGAAAUGGUACUGGUGUCCUUGUGGUGUCUCCUACGCGCGAACUAGCACUUCAGAUCUUCGGCGUGGCCAGGGAACUCCUCACAGCGCACAGCCAGACAUACGGUAUUGUCAUCGGAGGCGCAAACCGACGAGCAGAAGCUGAGAAGCUCGCAAAGGGUGUUAACCUCCUCAUCGCCACUCCUGGUCGUUUGCUCGAUCACCUCCAGAAUACUCCCGGCUUUGUUUUCAAGAACCUGAAGACUCUCGUUAUCGACGAGGCGGAUAGAAUCCUGGAAGUCGGUUUUGAGGACGAAAUGCGCCAGAUUGUGAAGAUCCUACCAUCCGAAGAGAGACAGACCAUGUUGUUCUCUGCGACCCAGACCACCAAGGUUGAGGAUCUGGCUCGCAUAUCGCUCCGGCCUGGACCCCUGUAUAUCAAUGUGGACCAUAGGAAAGAGCACAGCACGGUGUCCGGCUUGGAGCAGGGCUAUGUUAUCUGUGAGGCUGAUAAGCGAUUCUUGUUGCUCUUCUCUUUCUUGAAGCGCAACCUCAAGAAGAAGAUUAUCGUGUUUUUCUCCAGCUGCAACUGUGUGAAGUAUCACGCCGAACUGCUCAACUAUAUCGACCUGCCAGUUCUAGACCUCCAUGGGAAGCAGAAACAGCAGAAGCGGACAAACACUUUCUUCGAAUUCUGCAAUGCCAAGCAAGGAGUCCUGAUCUGUACAGAUGUUGCCGCACGAGGCUUGGAUAUUCCUGCCGUCGAUUGGAUUAUUCAGUUUGACCCCCCGGAUGACACCAGAGACUACAUUCACCGUGUUGGACGUACCGCGCGUGGUGCCAACGGCAAGGGCCGCAGUCUGAUGUUCUUGCAGCCGUCCGAAGUCGGGUUUCUGAAGUACCUGAAAGAAGCCCGUGUACCGGUCGUGGAAUUUGACUUCCCAGCCAAGAAGAUUGUCAACGUACAAUCUCAGCUUGAGAAGUUGAUUAGCCAGAACUAUUACUUGAACAAGUCUGCAAAAGACGGCUAUCGCUCCUACCUCCAAGCCUACGCCUCCCACUCCCUGCGCUCCGUCUUUGACGUCCACAAACUCGACCUCGUCAAAGUGGCCAGAAGUUUCGGUUUCACAGCGCCACCGCGCAUCGAUAUUCAGCUUGGCUCCAGCCUAAGCCGAGACAAGAAACAGCAGCAACAGGGACGACGUAAUUACGGCAGCCAACCGAAGGGGCUGAAGUUUAAAAGAAAGCACGAGGAUGAUUAG